AUGGUCAUGGCCCCGAGCGGGCGACAUCCUCAAGGAUACUCACCCAGCUUUCGCGGGAGAGGAAGGGUCGGAGGGUCGUUCUCCUCCAGGGUGCCGACUGAGAACUUGCCCCCCAACCGUGACUUCAUGGAGGGCCUCGUUGACACGCCUCUUCAAACCAUAGCUAUCCCAGCAAGGGACUCCAAUCAGGAGGAAGUAACAAUCGUCGACCCGACGUACGUUGGCUCCUACAACUGGACUCGCCAUGACAAGCCAACCAUCAUGGUACCUGGAUCUCCUCCACUCUGGCGAAACAGACAGAUGCCAUACACCAUCACACCAGACACCGGAAUCCACUAUGUCGACCACAACGGGUACCGUAUGCACGCGAACGUCCUGCUGCCACUCGUGCUCGCCGUCAAUAAACGGCACGAGAUGACCAAAGCACCGGCGUUCGACUGGGCCUCGGUCGACUUCGUGACCGACCGAAACAACCUACGCGGCCUCCUCCGGUGGGUCAACGGGACUUCGAGGGACUUCCGCAUCGACCUGCAGCUCGCGGGCGAGAAGACCAUCUUGAUGAAUAGGUGGUCUGCGCGGUACCGCGAGGUAUUCAAUGGACGCACGUACGGAUUCAGCUUCGAAAGGGAGUCGACGGAUCCUGUGCCGGGAUGUAGGGGCACACAGUCACACCACCGCAUUAUUACCUACGAUCUAAACGGACUGAAGAUGGUUGUGCGCUUCGAAGUCGACGCAUGCAUUCGCCCGCCUGCCAAGUACCCCCGGAAGAGCGUCUCGAGCAUGGACGAGCUCGCCGACUCCCUGGGCUCCGUUUCCCUCUCGCAGGAACCCGACAGUGCGAGCGGCGGACUCCUCACCGUCCUCGAGGGCGGCUCCGAAGUGUCCGCAGCGUCCAUUAUCGAGAUGACCACGCGCUCUCAAAACACUCUGGACACGCGGGGGUACGAUUGGAAAGAGGCGUAUCCUCAGCUGUACUUCUCGCAGACGCCGCAUCAUUAUCUGGCCAUUCACCGCCGGGGAACGUUCACGGAGAUCCAGAAGAGGAAGCUGUCGGAAAUGGUCCAGUUUGAGAAAGACGCGCAGGAGGAUUUGAAGAAGCUGAGGAAGGCAUUGGAUGUUAUCAAAAAUAUUGUGCUCGAACAUGGGAAGAAGGGGAGGAUUAGUUUGGUGUGUGUCGAGGGCGUGUUGAAGGUGUAUCAGAGGAGCGGGGAUGAUAGCUGCCUCCCAAGUACUGCGAUGAGGUUUUUCGAAUCUUCUUGA
Cyclocybe aegerita is the source of this 1260-nucleotide messenger RNA. NCBI's taxonomy places the organism in Eukaryota, Fungi, Basidiomycota, Agaricomycetes, Agaricales, Hemipholiotaceae. The record is from the annotation of a GenBank genome assembly.